AUGGAAGUCCAAGGUUUUGGCGUCGUGGACCUCACUGCUAUAAUUACUGCCACUGAGGCGAAUCGAUUUAUUCCCGAAGAUAGGCCCUGGUCGAGCAAGUCGGCAAGUUGGUUGCUUGAAAAUGACAUGAUUGAGGCAUAUUUCUGGUAUGCUUCUGAUGGGGCGAGAAGACUUGGCCCAAACAAUGCAUCAAGGGGUCACAUUGAAUUUGGGCACAUCGUGAG
Sphenostylis stenocarpa is the source of this 224-nucleotide messenger RNA. Lineage: Eukaryota; Viridiplantae; Streptophyta; Magnoliopsida; Fabales; Fabaceae. The record is from the annotation of a GenBank genome assembly.